AUGGGCGGCGCCGCGCCGGUUCCGGCCGCCACCGCCGCCUCCCCGCGCGCGGGCGGUGCGCAGCUGCGUGUGCGAGUGCGUGCGUGCGUGCGCGAGUGCGAACCGGCGGGCGAGUGGCCGCCGCCUCACGCCGCCCCGGGCGCGCAGCCCGCCCUCAAGCGCUGCAGGCACUGCGAAGAAUCUGGGCACAGGUUGGACAGCGGCAACAGCAACCUGUUCUGGAGAAUCCAGCUGGACCAAGAUCUCUUCGACACCAUCAUCGCCAUUUACCCGGAGUGGUUCAAGGACUACCAGCUGCAGCUGCAGCAGCAGCAGCAGCAGCAGUCGGCUAGCGGCCAGGGCGACGCCGCCCCCAGCAUGGCGGAGGCGGAGGGCCCCGGCUGUGGCUCGGCCGACGCGCCGCCCGCC
Molecule: messenger RNA, 408 nt
Organism: Schistocerca piceifrons (Central American locust)
Lineage: Eukaryota; Metazoa; Arthropoda; Insecta; Orthoptera; Acrididae
Exons: 5
Source: RefSeq, a predicted model, not a curated record